This is a messenger RNA of Hyposmocoma kahamanoa, 1683 nucleotides long. RefSeq lists its product as uncharacterized. Bases 1 to 1683 code for a protein of 560 amino acids. The record is from RefSeq and is a predicted model, not a curated record. The transcript has 3 exons. NCBI's taxonomy places the organism in Eukaryota, Metazoa, Arthropoda, Insecta, Lepidoptera, Cosmopterigidae. Gene Ontology annotation, molecular function: catalytic activity.
AUGGACUCUCGUUAUGUAGUGUACCGUAAAGACAGAGUUAUUACUGCUACCUCGAAACAAGAUGGGGGAGGAGUUCUGAUCGCUGUCUCUAGAGAUGUUAAGUCUGGGCGAGUAGAGAACUGGGAAAGUUCUGGAGAGGAUCUAUGGGUCACGAUCGACGUAGAUAUGAAGGGUAGACUUGUGAGGCUUGCUUUGUGCGUUGUUUACCUACCGCCUACAUCUAACAUGGGAGUUAAGUUGCAGGCCAUGUCUGGUUUUCUUGACCGUGUGAGUCACGUUUUAAUGCAAAUAGAGAAUGUUAUUAUAUGCGGUGAUUUCAACUUGAGUUCCAUUGGUUGGGAACCAGAUGGAGAUGGUUUGCAGUUUUUGCCUGUUAUUCAUAGUGGUACUAUUGGUUAUACUUUCGUUGAUUUCAUGUUUUCGAGUGGCUUGAGUCAGAUGAAUGGUGUUCGAAAUUCUGAUGGUAAAAUUCUUGAUCUGGUUCUAACCAAUGUGUCUGGGAUUACGGUGGCACAGUCUCCAGAUUUGUUGAGCAGAUUAGAUCCCUUACAUCCGAGCUUAGACAUAUUUACUAGUUUUUCAUCUGUAGAUUUUGUGCCAUCUGGAUUGAGUGAGUGUUAUAAUUUCGGCAAGGCAAACUAUGAGAACAUACACCGGCUCUUGAAUGGAAUCGACUGGCAGGAAAAAUUUAAUCAAUGCGAUAAUGUUGAUGAUAUGACCUCGGCUCUCUAUGCUGAGUUACACACUACCAUAGAUGCACAUGUCCCUAAGAAAAAAGUUAAUGAAUCUCGAUCUGAUCCUCCCUGGUAUACUAAAAACCUUAAAAAAAUACUUGCGGAAAAGAAAAAGUUGAGAAAACGACAUGCCAAGUAUAAUAAUCCAAGAGACCGAUUAGAGUAUAAAAUUAUGAGAGGCCGUUGCCACAAUUUGAAUAAACUGUGUCUUGCCCAGUACAAAAGUCACAUUGAAACGAAGAUCCAGAAACAACCUAAAGAUUUUUGGCGGUAUGUUUCUGAGAAGCGCGGUAAUGGAACUUCCAUUCCGUCGGUGAUGCACCUAGAUAGUGCGUCGGCGGAUUCAGGACCAUCCAUUACACAAUUGUUUGCAAAUCACUUUUCAGCAACUUACACGGAUAUACAGCCUAUCGCAACGGUGGCAGAAUCUUCUUCUAAACUACAAUAUUCAGAGUUAUCAUUUGGUAACUUGUCAAGAGUACAUAUCUCUGACAAGGUAGUUGAGAAAGGCUUAAAAUCAUUGGAUGGUUCAAAGGCUGCCGGCCCUGAUGGAAUACCACCUCAUGGUUUCAGGACUGGUCGUUCAACUCUUACGAACUUAGUUGAGUUUGUGAAUGAUGUGAUGACUGAGGUUGAUGGAGGUCUCGAAGUGGAUGCCGUGUAUACGGACUUUAGUUGUGCCUUUGACAAAAACAAAAAUUGUCAACCCAAUAAUGCAAAGAGACAAGCCCCUUUCACUGUGAAUAAUCAACCACUUUUCAACCCACCUCAGACUUUUCAAAGAGAAACAAACUCUUUUCCACAAAGUCCUGUAAAUGAAAUGACCCCUAAUGUCAGUCCAAACAAUUUCUUCACUCCACGCGAGAACCGUAACCAACCACAGUUUAUACCUAGACCUCAAGAUUCAUUCCAAGGACUAGAAGGACAAGAAGUACUCAACAAACAAUGA